Xenopus laevis (African clawed frog) is the source of this 3278-nucleotide messenger RNA. It is a transcript of the gene rcor2.L, whose product is annotated as REST corepressor 2 L homeolog. The transcript is spliced from 13 exons. NCBI's taxonomy places the organism in Eukaryota, Metazoa, Chordata, Amphibia, Anura, Pipidae. Gene Ontology annotation, molecular function: transcription corepressor activity. The record is from RefSeq and is a predicted model, not a curated record. Bases 343 to 1695 code for a protein of 450 amino acids. Gene Ontology annotation, biological process: DNA-templated transcription; negative regulation of DNA-templated transcription; regulation of DNA-templated transcription. Gene Ontology annotation, cellular component: nucleus; transcription regulator complex; histone deacetylase complex.
GGGGGGGGGUAUGGAGAAGGGAGGUCACAUUGGGUGAUGCCGGCAGCUGUGCACCCUCACAGAGAAAGAGAGAGCAGUCUAGGCGGCGGAGGGAUGUGUCCGAUGGAGUGAAGAGGCUCAGCCGGAUCUUUAUCCUGAGCAGGCAGGCAGUGUGUGGCCGCUUCUCAUUGUGACUGAGCAGCUCAGGGAAGUGCUGGAGUCGUGUCUGUGCAUCCCGUCCCGUGCUUCCUUCCUUAGGCUGGAUACAGCGCAAACUCCGCGGAACUUUAUUCCCCGCAACCUGAGAUCUGAGUAGCAGCCGUCGGCUGUAGGGGAAUAUUUGUCACCGGGUGAAGACGAGCAAUGCCUUCUGUGAUGGAAAAGUCUCACGGCUCUUCUGCUGUGAUCUCCCGCAACAGGGCCAAAUCGGACAGCCUGGGGAAUUCGGAAGAAGAGAGCAGCGAGGAUGAAGCCCCACGGGAUAGCAUGAUACGCGUGGGCUCUGAUUACCAAGCUCAGAUUCCUGAAUGUAAACCAGAUAACACAUCUCCAUCCGGUAACGUGGAAUUGAAGGGAAUGUUGGUUUGGUCGCCCAGUCAGUUUGUGUCUGAUGCAAAGUUAAAUGAAUACAUCACGAUGGCGAAAGAGAAGCACGGAUACAACGUGGAGCAGUCGCUGGGGAUGCUGCUGUGGCACAAGCAUGACGUGGAGCGAUCCCUCGCCGACCUGGCGAAUUUUACUCCUUUCCCCGAAGAAUGGAGCGUGGAAGACAAGGUUCUCUUUGAGCAAGCUUUCAGCUUCCAUGGAAAAAGCUUCCAGCGCAUCCAGCAAAUGCUCCCAGAGAAGCUGAUCCCCAGUCUGGUGAAGUAUUACUACUCUUGGAAGAAGACUCGCAGCAGGACCAGUGUUAUGGACAGGCAGGCCCGUAGACUGCAAGCCAAAAGGGAGGAGGGCAUGGAAGAGGUAGAGGAUCAGAUCAAGAUGAGUGAUAACGAAACAGAUGUUACAGAGACAAAGAAGGAGGCCCCCGUCCCCCAGAAAGUUGUAUCGGGAGCAGUGAGUGGAAAAACUGGACCUGUCAGAAAGGAACCAUUAAUCUCUCAGUACAGACACCACCCCCUGCGUUCCCGCCAGAGGCCCCCCAAAGGCAUACACCUCAACAAAAGUGACGUUUCAGCAGUGUGUGCCAGCUCCGAGAUGCCAGCUAUUGCCUUGUGCCAGUUGGAGACGCAACUUAUCUCGCUGAAACGCCAGGUUCAAAAUAUCAAACAGAUGAAUAGUAGCUUAAAGGAGAGCCUUGAAGGAGGAAUCAGUGAGAUGAGACCCCCAGAGUUGAACAUUAAGCUGAAUGCCCGUUGGACUACAGAUGAACAACUCCUGGCUGUGCAAGCGGUAAGAAAAUACGGCAAGGAUUUCCAGGCCAUCUCAGAGGUCCUUGGCAAUAAAACACCAUCUCAGGUGCAGAUAACCUCCGUCUCCUCUUCCUCCCAGCCUGCACCUCCUGCUGCUGCUGCUGCUGCUUCACUCUCGCUCCCCCCACCACUACUGCGUCCGGCUAUUCCUUGUGCUCCUACGCUGCACCGACAGCCCCCUCCACUCCAGCCUGGACGCCUCCUCCAGCCCCGUCCUCCUCCGCUUGUUCGUCCUGCCCCUCGGCAAAGCCCUCGAGCUCCUCCGGCCUUGGUGGGAAGUCACGCCGAGUCGACUUUCUCUUGAGGAACUGAUUCAGUUUAUCUCCUAUGGAUAUUUUGUGAGGGUUGGGGUAUUUAUGGGAGGACAACACUGAAAAUAUUUAAUAACACAACUUCUGCAGAGCAGUGCAUCUUAUCUCCCAAAAUGUGCAUGGGUUAACACAUGGCAGCAACUGGUAUAUGUGUGCAAAAUGCAAAACCAUUUUUAUCAGUGUUACUCUAGAGGUAAGUUUGUAUUGGAAGAAAAAUCCUCAAUACCUUUAGUUGCUCUGCACACUUCAAAUUGUUUUUUUUUUUUUUUUUGAUUGAAAAAACUGAAAAGGUGUUUAUUGGGGAAGGGAAAGUAGCAGUGCGCCCUCUGCUGUUUGAUUGUGAUAGUAAAAAAUGUACUGGCCUUCUUGGCAAUGCACAGUAGAUGCCAUGCAUUGAAUAUGGCUGCACUGAUGGACUCGGUGGAUAGGUAAGCUGAUGCACGCACACAUGCCGUAUAGUUUACGAAUCUCUCGCGAAAACUUUUCUUUUUUCGGUGGCACUGAGUACUGUUCAAUGCUCGCAAAGUCCAAUAUCCGUUCAUUUCACAGGCAGAAAGCAUUAAACACUGAUAAGAGAAGUUUUUAGUUUGCCAAUAUGGCAGAAAAUGACUGUGAAACAAAAACCUGGCUUUCUCCUCUGUUCUUAUAUCUAUGAAAUGCUACAGACCCUGUAAGGAUAAGCUUAAUGGGAAGUGAGCAGGGGGCACGAGUCAGAAAGAUGGCUGCUUUGCUUGACAUCACUGACCAAUGGUUUAAAGCAUUAACCGGGAUUUCUGAUUGGCGGACAUGUCUGACUGUAGUAGUGAUGUUCAUCUUGUUGCCCCUGUGGCUGUUGUACUACAAUGUUAAGAGAGUAGUAGUCCAACAGCGUCUGGGGAAUGCGGGUUGGUCCUACUGAAGUCAGUUUUAUCAUAUAAUGUGUAACUGUAUGGUUUUCUCCUUCCGUUGGAUGGCUGAACUCUGCUGCAGGCCUCGCCCACUGGAGCUUUAAAGCAGAAUGGAUUCUUUUUUGCCCGGAAGUUCGUGUGACUAGCCAAGAGGAACACUGGGCAGGAAGGACAAACCGCAGCAUCGGACUUCUCCAUCAGCUUCAAAAUAUCCUUCCCUGGGAGCAACAAGAUUUACUAUGUACAGAAUCCACUGGAUUGGGUGGAUCGAAUAUUAUUGGGACUCCUGUUUGUUUAGGCUACAUCUGUUACAUGAGUGCGCUCCAGUGUUGGAUCUAUAGGUAUAUACUGAAUGGGGUGGAGCACAAGUAACAUUGUUGAUGCUGUGAAAGCCACUGUGUGGAUAGGAGAAUACUUGCUCCUCAUUAAACCAUGGGACCAAGGGACUUUUAAACACUAUUGGAUUCCAACCUGUAGAUGGUGCUAUAUCCUGAUUAAUUAUUCUUAAUUAGACUCUCUCUGUCAGGGGGUGAGAGUUGGUGAUGGAAUUGUUUUGUUUCAUGUUUAUGUUGCAUACAUUAGACUGUCGCUAAGUGACUGUGCUGUGUGGCGUGGGACUUCCUCUGUCCAGUGAUGUAGUAGUGACUUUUUAACUCUCAAUAGUCAAUAAAAUGGGUUUUUUUUCCUAA